This is a messenger RNA of Cannabis sativa, 1707 nucleotides long. Its product is annotated as protein PGR. Bases 507 to 1370 code for a protein of 287 amino acids. The record is from RefSeq and is a predicted model, not a curated record. Gene Ontology annotation, cellular component: membrane. NCBI's taxonomy places the organism in Eukaryota, Viridiplantae, Streptophyta, Magnoliopsida, Rosales, Cannabaceae. The transcript has 6 exons.
UAUAAUUUCUUUUAUUUUCUGAGGUAAUUUGAUGUUAAGCAUGUGUAAAUUGUUGCAACAAAGCCCUCAAAUUUUGUAUCUGUAAAAUUUGGUUCACUGUUGCAUUUCGCCCGUGAUUUCUGGCGGAAUGUGUGUGUUGUUUCCUAGGAAAUGAUAACUUUUAGAGUCUAUAGGCUUUUGAUCUGCUGGUCCUAAUCUUGGCUGGUUUUUUUUAAGUGAACUUGGUUGUUUUUUUUUCUUUGUGGGGUCAUGCCAUUGAAUUAGAUACAUGCUGAAGAAAAAACAUUAUACUAGAUUAGUAUUGCUUGAGGCAGUGACAGAAUUGGCAAAUAUUGCAAAGAGCUAUUCAGACUGAUCGUCUGUCUGUCUGCGUUUCAUUUAAAGUACCAGAUUUAGAUUUGAUUCAUGGGAUGCUUUUCUUACUGUUUUUUUUAUCUCAAACAUAUUGCUGAAUCGUACUGUUUCACCAUUGACUGGGCUUGUUGAGUAUUUCGGGAGGAAAAAAAAUGGAAAGAGGCAUGAUUCAACCCUUAAUUGCAGUUUUAAUCUCUUCUUUAAUCGCCGUCAGAGCUUACCGGAGAAAGUCCCUCAACCUAUCCGGAGCUCUUACGGGCUUUCUCGUUAUGACCAUUCACUUCGCUGUUGGAUACAGGUACGGGGCAUUGAUACUGGUUUUCUUUUUCACUUCCUCUAAGCUAACUAAAGUUGGAGAAGAGAAAAAGCGUCGCGUGGAUGCUGAUUUCAAGGAUGGCGGCCAAAGAAAUUGGGUUCAAGUUCUUUCCAAUAGCGGUAUUUCUACCAUAUUGGUACUGAUUAUCUGGAGAGUGACUCAGUGGGAGGACAAGUGCUUGGACUCAAAGAGUUCGACUCUGGUUACAUCGUUGAUUGGUGGGGUGAUUGGUCACUAUGCGUGCUGCAAUGGAGAUACUUGGUCAUCUGAGCUUGGAGUACUUAGUGAUGAUCAACCUAUAUUGAUCACUACCUUCAAGCCUGUUCGCAAGGGUACAAAUGGCGGGGUGACUAAAGCUGGACUCCUAGCUGCUGCAGCUGCGGGUGCUGUAGUUGGGGUAACGUUUGUUGCCUUUGGAUUUUUCACUGCUAAAUGCUCAUAUAAUAUAGUUAUAAAGCAGCUACUGGCGAUACCCCUUUCGGCUUUAGCUGGAUUAACUGGUAGUUUGAUUGAUUCUCUACUGGGAGCAACACUGCAAUUCAGUGGAUUCUGCACUGUUCGUAAUAAGGUUGUUGGAAAACCGGGACCAACAGUGAAGAAGAUUUCAGGUCUUAAUUUUCUUGACAACAACGCCGUAAACGCUGUGUCAAUACUGCUGACCACUAUUCUAACUUCCAUUGCAUGCGUAUACAUCUUCUGAUAACCAUGAGGUAAUAAGUUCAUAGGGUUCUGAAGAAUUUUUCACAACUGAUAUCUCUUAUCUCUUUAGUACUAAAUUGCUUACUUCCUAAGCCCAUGAAUUGCAGAGAUUAGUUUAUAGUUUCUGGAUAAAUCGGGCUCAAGUCAUAUUGAUAAUUUGAUACUAUUGUAAUAAUACAAGAAGAGGAAAGCCACCCUUGAUGGGUGUAUUUUGAAGGACGAGGGAUCAUGCAAUUCCUCUUCUCAUUUUUCUUAUUUUCUGCUUAACAUUUUUUUUAGUGCUUUAUAAUAAGACUUGAAAAUUAUAACAUAAGGCAAGAGAUUCAUCUCGUUCUUCA